Amaranthus tricolor (Joseph's coat) is the source of this 1239-nucleotide messenger RNA. Its product is annotated as peroxidase 66-like. Bases 199 to 1218 code for a protein of 339 amino acids. Gene Ontology annotation, molecular function: heme binding; peroxidase activity. Gene Ontology annotation, cellular component: plant-type cell wall; plasmodesma. The transcript has 3 exons. Gene Ontology annotation, biological process: response to oxidative stress; hydrogen peroxide catabolic process. The record is from RefSeq and is a predicted model, not a curated record. Lineage: Eukaryota; Viridiplantae; Streptophyta; Magnoliopsida; Caryophyllales; Amaranthaceae.
CUACAUACUUCAACAUACCUUGAUGUUCUAAUUCAAAAUAGUUCUAUACUUUAGGCUAUUUAUAGCAUGUUGUAGUGAGGUAGUGGUUACUAUAAAUAGAAAUCCCAUCUUCACAAACAAUUCUCCAACCAUAUAGUAAGUGUAUUCACCAUCUACUCUUAUAGUAAAGUCAAGUACUCCAAAGCUAAGCUCUAAUCAAUGGCAAGUUUAUUACAUGAGAACUUGAUCAUCUUCCAUAUCCUUGUAUGUCUUUCAAUUUUGUUGUUGCAUGUGGAGGCAAAGCCAAAGCAUCAUCAUCAUGGCCUUGAAGUAUAUUACUAUAAGCAUACAUGUCCAUUUGCCGAGAAAAUAAUUAGGGAAGAGGUUCAUAAGGCAUCCAUACAUGAUUAUAGAGUUCCUCCUCGCCUUCUUCGUAUGUUUUUCCAUGACUGUUUUGUUAGGGGGUGUGAUGCUUCGAUUUUAUUAGACUCUAUGAAGCACCAUGAUGCAGAGAAAGAUGCAGACAUAAACAUGUCAAUACGAUCAUAUUAUGUGAUUGACAAGAUAAAAAAAAAGCUCGAAAAGGCUUGCCCUAAGACGGUAUCAUGUGCAGAUAUUAUUGCUUUGGCUGCUAGGGACGUAGUUGUUCUGGCUGGAGGACCAUAUUGGGAUGUUCCGACUGGGAGAAAAGAUGGAAAGAUAUCGAACGCAAAAGAGGCUAAAGAGGAGCUACCAGUACCAUCCUUUAACACAACAAAGCUCAUAAAAAAUUUCAAGAGAAAAGGCCUAAGCAUCAAAGAUUUGGUUGCCCUUUCGGGUGCCCAUACAAUAGGGUUUUCACAUUGUUCAUCCUUUGAAGCUCGUUUACACGAUUUUAACAAAGAUUUCGAUUUUGAUCCUAGCAUGGACUUCAUCUUAGCACAAACACUUAAAGAAAAAUGUCCUCAUAAACAUAAAAGAAGCAAUAAUGCAGGGUAUCACUUGGAUUCGAGUUAUUUAGAGUUCGAUAAUGAAUACUAUAGAAGAUUAAUUGCGCGUAGGGGUGUACUUCAUUCGGAUCAAUCUUUAUACAAUGAUUAUCGGACUAAGUUUUUGGUUGAAUCAUACGCUAAAUAUGAAACAUUGUUCUUCAUGGAAUUUUCUGAUGCCAUGGUUAAAGUCGGAAAUUUGGGUGCAAAAGAUCAUCAUAAGGGGGAAGUACGUAAAAAUUGUAGAUUAGUGAAUAAAAAACGUGAUUAGUCGUAUGCAAUGCGAUAAUGA